GGUAUUAGUAUUAUAGAGGCUGGGAGUAGGGGGCGCUGAAGCUGCGCGCUGAGGAGAGCUAAACCCGCAGAAGAAGAGUUUAAACGGUUUGGCUCCGGGCGGGGAGCUGCGGAAUUAAAGAUGUCGUUUGCAGAGAGUGAGAUUCUGGCGUUGAGGCAGAAGGUGGACGAGUCGGAGCAGGCUCUUCAGAAAGCAGCGCAGUAUGGACUUCAGCUCCUGGAUGAUAAAAUGGAUCUCCAGAAUAAACUGGAGGAGCAGCGAGUAGAAAUGACGGCUGUAAUAGAGGGUCUGGAGCAAGAGAAAUACUCCCUGCAGAGAGAAGUAGAGCUGAAGGUCCGAAUGCUGGACAGCCUUCAUUCAGAAUUCGAUUAUUUUAAAAACCAGCAGAAGCAAACAAUAGAGCUGCAGCAAGCAGAGCUGGAGAGGAACCAUGUGGUGGAACUCACAGACGUCAAGAACAAGUUGGAGAAGAUGAAAGCAGAUCUGGAUGAAGCUCAGCUCCUGGAGAAACAGAUGAGACAUAAACUGGAGCUUCAGUCUCAAACCUUAACCAGCAAAACCGAGGAGCUCCGCAAACUGAUGGAGUGUUCCACUGAAGACAAAUCCUCCGAAAUCUCAGAGCUGGAGAUUCAGAAGAUGGACCUGGAAGCAUCUCUGGCUGCUUUAGAGCAGGAGCUGCAAGAGUCGCAUUAUAAAGAGCAGCAGCUGCAGCUGAAUAACACCAUCAUCCAGAGGCAGCUGGAGGCUCUGGAAGGAGCUAAAGAAGAAAAGGAGUGUGAGGUGGUGUCACUCUAUAAUGCGUUAGAGAAAUCCAGAGAAGCCAACAAAGACCUGCAGGUUCAGCUGGACCAGGCGCUGGAGCAGACCCGCAAUCCCAACAGCAAAGGCAAUUCCUUAUUCUCUGAGGUGGAGGAUCGGCGUGUGGAGAUGGAGAGGCAGCUGAUCAGUGUGAAAGUUCAGUACCAGUCUCUACAGAAACAACACGCCUUCAUGAAACAACAGAUGCUGCGCAUGAAGGUGCAGAUCUCUAAUCUGAUGCAGCUGCAGGGCGCGAGAGCUGACCCGGCCCAGCUGGAGCGACUGCAGUUCAUGCUGUCGGAGAAGAACAGUGAGAUAGAAACCCUGAUGAGGAAAGUGCAGGAACUGGAUAAAGCAGGAGGAAAGAGCUCUGAAGAACAGUCCUCCACUGUGGUCGGCAGGCCGAAUGAGUUUGUGGAUGAGACGUACUACACAGACCUGCUCAAAAUGCAGCUCUCCAACUCAAAGAAAGCUGCAGAGUCACUGAAAGACGAGUUAUCUAUGGCCAGAAUGAAAGCUCUGUCUGAGAGUCAGAGAGUUCUGGAGUUGGAGAGGAAACUGUUUGGAGUGGAAAACGCUCUGAAACAAGGCCAAAGCGACAAUAUCAAACUACAGGUGAAACUAGAAGAACUGCGGAUGAAGUACGAGCCAGAUGAGGUGAAUAAGGCGCGGGCUCAGAAACGUAAGCGAGAGAAGUUUCCGGUAAACUCUCCUGAAGAAAAACCUGAGCAGAGCAGUGUGGAAACUCCAGCUGAUAACAGGAAGCCGAACAGGAACCCAGACCUGUCUGAAGAAAACCCAACAUGUCCGGCUAAAAAAUCACCAGAGAGACAAGCCCAGCCGCCGUCCUGCCGCUCCGUCCUGCUGGAGGAGAAUAAAUGUGUUCGGAUCUGUGAGGACGCCCCCGUCUCCAUAUCUGACCCCCCACACUCUUCAGACUGGAGCAGCUCAGCUGAGGAGCAGGUAGUUCAGUGUGAUGAAGAGAACUGGAGAACAUCAGAAAAAGAGAAGAACCAGGUUCCUGUUCGUAUCGAUCCAAAGAACACCAUGGAGCGCCAGUGUGCUCAGCAGUAGCAUUCAAUUAAUUCAAUUUAAUUCUGUCUUAUUUUUCAUAUACAGGAUUUACAAAUGUAUGAAUGUUGCUUCUUUAAUCUGUAUCCCUGAACAAUAAAUGACAAUUUACUGUAUAUAUAAAUAUUGAUUAUAUAGUAAUAUUUGGUUAUAUAUAUUAUAUAUAUACUAUCUAGAUGUUUUGUGAUUGUUGUUGUUUCAAAUUUGUCUAUAUAAAAAUGUUUAAGAACUGUUUAUUGAUCCACCUUUCUUUUAAUAUCUGAAAUUUCCAAGAUUUUUUACAAACAUGAAUUUAGUAAAAACUCAGUUUCACUGUUUACAGGUGAUAAUGAUGAUUGAGGUGAUCAGAACAAAGUCUGAUGAGUUAUAGCAGUGUAGCAGCUACCAUCAUUAAUGUGUAAAGUGAUGUGAUGUAUAAAUGAAUAAAAGCAUCAUUAUUUAAAAAAAAUGCUUUUAUCGACAGAUCCUACAUAAUUUCAAAACUUUAAAAACUGGAUUAAAAUCCAGAGAGCAGUUUAUAAAAGUGUUGUUUUAAAAGAGUUCAUAGUUUGUCAGUUCGAAUCCCGGUCAUGCAGCUUGUCAUCAGCUGCUGGAGCCCUGAGAGAGCACAGUUGGUCUUGCUCUCUCUCUGGGUGGGUACAGUACAGUAGAUGGUGCUCUCUCUUUCCCCUCAUCACUUCUAGGGUGAUGUGGAUCAGCACAAGCCUGCGUCUGUGAGCUGCUAUAUCAGAACCGAGUCAAUGUGUUUUCCUCCGAGCGUUAGCGCUGUGAUGCUACUCAGCAAUGCUACAGCAUCAGCAGCAGCUCAAAAAGAGGCGGAGCCUGAUUUCACAGCAUGUGUUAGUCUUCACUCUCCUGGUGUUGGAGCAUUACUAGUGAUAGGGGGAGUGGGUGGGUUAUGUAAUUGGUCUUGUAAAAUGGGUAAAAUGGGAUAAAAAUUUGAAAUGAAAUUAUAAAAAAGAAGAGUUAAGGGUUGUAAAAUAUUGGUAUUUUUUAUAUUGUAACGACAGAGUUUAGAGUGUUUGAAACUGUGAACCACAUCAGCCAAUGUGAAACUUCACUGGUUGUUAGAAAGUACUUCCUGAGACACAUCAUUCAGGUUUCAUUAUGACUGGUCUUUGGUAAAACUUCCACAAUAUCCAUGCUGAGAGCUGACUGGCCAGAAUUGUCCAUUUACAGAGAGUCCCCCUCCAGUCAAAAGUUUGGACACAACUUCUCAUUAAAUGUUUAUUUUUUAUUUUUUUCAGUACAAUAAAUUAAUAGGAGAUAUAAAGGAACACAUAAGGAAUCAUGUAGUAACUUAAAAACAGUGUUAAACAAACCAAAAUACUCUGUGAAGAAGUAUUUAGGUGCUCUUAUCUGGGGAGCUGUUAUGCUCUGAUGAACUUAUACUGUGCUCCUCCUUUCUUGGGGUGCUCCUGAUUAGUGCCAGUUCUAUCAUUAUAAUAUUUUUAUGGUCUUUGUGGCGACUGCACUUAAAGUUACUUACAAAGUUCUUGAAAUUCUUUUUUUUUUCCAGAUUGACUGACCAGAUUUCCAGACCCAAGUAUUUUUUUUAAUUCUUUAUUUAGUUGAGUAGUUGUUGCUUCUCAUAAUCUGGAUUAGAACAUUACUGAAAUAUUCACUAUUCACUGUAUACCUGUAACUCUACCUCUUCACUACUUUACUUUAACUGAUGCUCUCAAACUUUACAUUAAGAGACAAGAAAUUCAAGUAAUUAACUCUUGAUGAGAUCAGCACAGCUGUUAACUGAAAGCCUGAAUUCCAGGUGACUCUACCUCAUAAAACUGAGAUGUUCUCUGAGCAAGUGAAGGAACUUAAUGCUUCAGCAGACCAUGAUAUGUCUCUCCAAACCAUCACUGAUUGGUGGAAACUUCACACUAGACUCGAGCAGUUUGGACUGUGUGUCUCUCCACUCUUCCUCCAGACUCUGCUACCUUAAUUUACAAAUGAAAUAAAGUAAAAUUUGCUGAUGAUCAGUGAUGGUUUGAAGAGUCAUGUCUGUCAUCUGCUGGUGUUGAUCCACUGUGUUUUAUUAUCAAGUCUAAAGUCAGUGCAGUUUACAGCACUUCUUGCUUUUAUAGAGAUGCAGAUUUCAUUUUCCAGCAGGACUUGGCACACUGCCAAAAGUACCAGUUGGUCUUAUAUAAUAUUCAAAUUUUCUGAGACAUUGAUUUUUGGGUUUUCAUUGGCUGUAACCCAUGUAUUAUCUAUCUAUGUAAUAUACAGUAUGAGUUUCACAUUUUUAACUGAAUUACUGAAAUAAAGUGUUUUUUUUUAAAUGAUAUUCUCGUUUUCUUUUACGCACUAGUGUUGUAGCAGUAGAACCGGACUCUUUAUGCUGUAUCUGCUGUAAAUCUGCUGUAUUGUUCUGUUUGUUGGCUAUUUGAAGAUGGAUAUCGGGACACAAAGCUCUGUAAAUGUUUAAUAAAAAUAAAGCAGACUGCUUCAGUC
Molecule: messenger RNA, 4323 nt
Organism: Astyanax mexicanus (Mexican tetra)
Lineage: Eukaryota; Metazoa; Chordata; Actinopteri; Characiformes; Acestrorhamphidae
Gene: spdl1
Product: spindle apparatus coiled-coil protein 1
Exons: 12
Coding region: 121-1872 (583 amino acids)
Biological process (GO): mitotic spindle assembly checkpoint signaling; protein localization to kinetochore; establishment of mitotic spindle orientation
Cellular component (GO): spindle pole; outer kinetochore
Molecular function (GO): kinetochore binding
Source: RefSeq, a predicted model, not a curated record